Messenger RNA from Melampsora larici-populina 98AG31, 633 nucleotides. RefSeq lists its product as uncharacterized. The coding region runs from base 1 to 633 and encodes 210 amino acids. Lineage: Eukaryota; Fungi; Basidiomycota; Pucciniomycetes; Pucciniales; Melampsoraceae. The record is from RefSeq and is a predicted model, not a curated record. The transcript has 3 exons.
AUGGCACAAGGCCCUCCAGACCGUUAUUUCCAAUUGAUCUCCACCGUGGCUUCGGAUCCACAGUGGAAAUGCUUGGUCUGUGGACGGCAGAUGCGCACAUAUGGCCAGCAUUCCAAAUCCAAGGCACACGCCGACGCAGUCGCACGUUACGAAGCUCGCGUUGCAGCCGAAAAUGUGAGGGUCCCAGGUCUCCAAGAGGACUUUGGAGACCCUUGCAUUUCAUCAGUCACCGACCAGGAAGACAUAUUCCUUGGAGAGGACCACGAUCUUAUGGACGCUAACGACCCCCCUGAUAUCAGUCCUCCGUCUCCCUUGUCCUUCCUCCGAGCCCUACAACUCGCGGAAGAGAAUCAACCUAGUGACUCUGAGCACUCUGAUCUCGAACUCGACUUCUACAAGCUCGCUGAAGCGGUGAACGCCAUGAACGAAGGGAUGGAAUACGACGACGAAGAAGCCGAUGAAGCCGCGCUCGAGUCCGAUUUGCGUACAACUCAAGUGCAAGAUGCUGCUGAAUGGUACCCAUUCAAGAAAAAAGAGCAUACUUUCACGAUCACAGUACCACCGUAUACGUUCGAUCUUGCGUAUCUGCAGUGUUCAACUGCCCGAGUGGGGUGCCUUGCGAGCGCUCAGUAA